CAAGGUGAAGCGUCGAGACAAUUAAGGUUCGUUCAAUGACUAGACAAUCUUUAACCCUGCUCAAUUGAUUCAAUUGAUAUAUUGUUGCCCUUAGCAGAUUGGCGGCACGGCCACAAAAGCGAUUCUCUUCAUUCCUCAUCCGAUUCACCUCAUCGUCCUCACUCCUCAUCUCUGGCCAGCUUUCACAUACCAGCGACCAAACAAUAUGGACCUUCCUGAGAUUCGAGACUACUUAGCCCAGUUCCUUGACGACUCCCAGCUCGCCUCAGCUGCCGCUGUGUGCAAAAACUGGCACGCUUCUUUCACGCCCUUCUUAUAUCGUCACGUCGAGUGGUCCGACGAUUACAAGACACCCAGCAAAGAGGCCGUUGAGUCGAAUAGCGAGCACAUCCGAACCCUCCACCUAUACGACCAGCCAAUAGAUUUUUCCCCAGAGGCAUGCACGCGUCUUGAACACCUUAACUUCCUCAUUUUGAUCGACGACCCCACGACUUGGAAAGAUCUCGCGACCCUCGUCCUUCGGAACCCAAACCUUCAGAGCAUAACGUUGCGCGCGCUCGAUACCAAACCCUCAUACGAUUUCAUGCUAGCGGUAUCUACUUGCCUGCGCCUGAAGAUACUCGACGUCCACUUCGCCAAUCUAUCCAGGAACUGCACUGACCUCUUACUGGACACUUGCGUUCGACUGGAACAAUUGGUUAUCAAUGGAGGGGUGAUGGCCGACCUCAGCUCAUUGGACAGGUGGCCUGAGUUUCCUCAGAUACAGGUUUUCGACCUCGACAUCGACUCGGGCAUGUCGGUGCAGAAUCAACUUCAGAUGUUCCAAAAGUGUCCCCGUUUACGGUCGAUAAAAUGGUACGCUAACCAGGACCAACCAUGUCCGACCACAUCUAUUUGUGAGCUCUUCUCCACAUUCUGUCCGUCUCUGGAAUCAUUGGAACUGGGAGGUUGGCUCUUGCCGGACAAGGAUAUCGUCAAAAUCCUGAAUAGCUGUCCAAGGAUGGUAUCGUUUUCUGUCUUUGGGCCUGGGUUCGGCCAGCGUGCACUCCAAUCUCUCGUGCGACAUUUUUCGCAUUUAACGUCUCUCAACCUCAGGCUCUGCUCCGGCGCGACCAGUCCGAUGAUCCAGACGAUCAUGACGUCCUGCCCAGAGCUGACAUAUCUUUGCGCGAAUUCACUGAACGCUCGAGACAUUCUCGGACUGGACGCGGAGGAUGGAGAAGCCGCUAUCGGGGCAGCAGAGUGCAAUCCACACAGCUGGAUCUGUAUGAACUUGCGAUCCUUAACGCUGUAUAUUUAUGGGCUGGAGGGAAAACCGGCGCUGUGGCAGCGGCUGGUUCUGAAGCAGCUGGCGAGGAUGACAAAGUUGGACUUUUUGACAGUAGGGCCUUUCGAAUUCGAUCCGCGGGAUUCUCACGAUGGAAUCGAUCUCAGGCUUGAAACUGGACUGGAUAUCCUGUCCAGCUUGAAAUUACUGGAUAGAUUGUGUUUUGAUGGGUUGUGGCAGCAGAUGGAAGAGAAGGACGUCCGAUGGAUGGUGGAAACAUGGCCGUUGCUGGAGCGUGUCGAGGGAAGGGUGCAUCACUCUAACAGAAGGAGGGAAGAGCUGGAGAAAAUCUUAAAGGAAAGAUCUAUAGCAUUGGUGAGUUACAUGGAUAGCGAGAACGAAAACGACGAGAACGAGAGCGACGAGAACGAAAACGACGAGAACGAAAACGACGAGAACGAAAACGACGAGAACGAAAACGACGAAAACGAAAACGACGAAAACGAAAACGACGAAAACGAAAACGACGAGAGCGAAAAUGACGAAAUCGAAAAUAGCGAUGCCAGUGCAGCCGGGGAGUAGGAGCGAUGGUGGGGACACUCAUCCAGAAAUGAAACGAUUCUACAGUACGUAUAUGUUGAGAGCAAGGCAGGCACGAAGGAAGAAUAGAAUCUUGACCGCAGGACCCAGCUAUCGUCCACCUAUGGACGUCUUCUUGAGCAGUUAUGCGGAUUAAACCUCAAUCUGCUAUGGUUAGCAUG
This is a messenger RNA of Gamsiella multidivaricata, 2028 nucleotides long. RefSeq lists its product as uncharacterized. The coding region runs from base 206 to 1849 and encodes 547 amino acids. The transcript is spliced from 2 exons. NCBI's taxonomy places the organism in Eukaryota, Fungi, Mortierellomycota, Mortierellomycetes, Mortierellales, Mortierellaceae. The record is from RefSeq and is a predicted model, not a curated record.